AUGAGCCCGGAACAGCCAACCCUUGUCUGUCUGGGCAAAGUGUUGGGACCAGUGCUGCCCGCAUGGCAGACACCUCCUCGUGUUGGCUGCUUCAGCCACAUGUCAAACUUUGUCCCUCAUCCUCUGGAUGACCGCCCCCCACCCUUGGAGGAGCUGAGCCAUCCAGAACGCCCCCAGGACCCCGAGACAAACUUCGUGAUCAAUGAAAUACUACAAGUCGCCGUGAACACCGUGGGUGAGGAGGCAAGCCACCAAGAACACCCCCGCGGAGUGCAACAAGUCGUCAUCACUGCCAUUCGUGCAACUGAUCUGACUCUUGGUCUCCGACGGAUUCCCGCCGGCUUCCAUGUGGUAGUAAAGGCUGACGGCAUCGAGUGCCAGACAAGCAACAAACCUGUACACGUAGACCAGGUUGUUGUCGAAUGGAACGAGCAGAUACUUUUGCCAUGCGAGCCAUCUUCUCUAGUUCGGGUCAGCGUGUAUGCCUCAUUUGAACUGGACCCCAUGCUCUGUCAUGGAGAAGUCCUUCGCACAUUCAAUAUCUCCGUGGGAGAAUUACUGGAUCGCAGUGAAAAGUCACCUAUAAUCUUUCGGGCUAAGCAGCAUGAAGUCGUAUCCUCGUACACUUCAUUGUUCAUGAAAGUGGAGCAGCGAUGCUCUGAUGAAAAUGCCGAUGCAGUUGUUUGUCCUCAUACUACCCUUACAUCCGGCGAUAUGGAUUUGUCAGUACUAGAGACGGACACCGGACAUCGUCUUCUCGCACAGUACCGCAGGAUGAAGGACAAUGGGGAUCUUGACCAAUCCAUAAAACACUUUGAACGCGCCUUGGAUUUCUUCCCCGUGGAGCAUCCCUGCCGUCCUGCAGCACUGUUCAAUUUAGCCACUGCAAAGUUUGUUAGUCACCAAGCUAUUGGAACAUACCUCGACCUCGACAUCCCCAUCACUCUUUUUGAAGACGCCCUUGAAUUCCGUCCCGAUGGUCAUGCGGACAGACCCAUCACCCAGCUUCAUCUUGCCAUUGCUCUGCUGUUCCGCUUCGCAAAACAGGGAUCUGAAACGGAUGCCGAUGCGGCCGAAGAGUUACUGAGCGACGUUCUGGAUGUUUGCCACUCCAACAGCCACAUUUACAGAGCAGCUUUGCUUGCAAUCGAUACAUUUGCUCUGCAUGGAGCUGGAGGCAAGGGUGGGCGCGAUCUUGAUCAGAAGCAGCCCACUGCAUUCAUGAUUCCGUUAUCGCCAGAUCAACUUGCUCGCCGUGUAGAGUGGUGUUCCUACAGAGAUGAUUCCCGUGAAUUAGAUGAAGUGAUCUCCCUUCAUUACGAUGCACUGCGAUACUACGGCACUAUGCAUGAUUGUCGAGAGCAAUUGCAGUGUAAUCUGGGCGUAAUGCUGUACAUUCGCUAUAAUCGUCGAGGCAAUAACCAAGACUUGGACGAGGCCAUCACCCGUCUUAGGGAAGCGCUGGAUGUGUCCUCAGUCGGUCGCGCACAUCGGUCCAAGUCAUCAAAUAACCUUGCAAAUAUGCUCUAUACCCGCUUCCAGCACCGAGGCAAUGACCAGGACUUGGAUGACGCUAUCAUGCUUCACAGGGACGCGCUGACUUUACAUUCAGUCGGUCACCCGGAUCGGUCCUCAUCAUUAAGUAACCUUGGGUCUGUGCUCUAUAUACGGUUUCAGCACCGAGGCAAUGACCAAGACUUGGAUGACGCUAUCAAGCUUUACAGGGACGCGCUAGCUUUACGUCCGCUCCGGGACAAUGACCAAGACUCGUAUGAGGCUAUUAUGCUUCACAGGGGUGUGCUGGCUUCACGUCCAGUCGGUCACCCAGAUCGGCUCAAGUCAUUAUAUAACCUUGGAACUGCGCUCUUCACCUGCUUCCAGCACCGAGGCAAUCACCAAGACCUGGAUGAGGCUAUCAUGCAUCUCAGGGCUGCCGUCUAUCUUUUGUUCCCUCGAUCGGGACUUGACGGUACUGGUGAAGACACCGACAGUCAGACUGCUGCCAUGCAUCAUCUCAAGGCAGCAGCAAAUGUUGUCUCUGCAGGUUUGCUACCUCGCCUGCAAGCAAGUCUACGCUGGGCUCGCGACGCCGAUCAACAUUCGCAUGAUACUGCACUAGAGGCCUAUGCGAAUUCCAUGCAGCUUCUGGAUGCUUUCAUGUCCGCGACAGCUUCAGUAUCGUCUCGUCAUAGUGUCCUGAAGAAAUUCUCAAAUAGGCUUGCCAUGGAUGCUGCUUCAUGUGCUCUUCGUAGCGGUGAUGUGUGUCGCGCUGUCGAGUUGUUGGAACAAGGCAGGACUGUCAUAUGGUCCCAGAUGACACAAAUCCGCACGCCUCUUGACAACCUCCAAGAUCGCGGCGAUCAUGCAGUGGCCCUGAUGAAGAAGUUCAAAGAACUCAACUCCCUCCUUGAUACGCUUCCCACGAACCAUCCAGAAAGAACCCCGGGAGUCGAUGUAGAUGCAGAAGCAAUCCGGUCCCGACCUCUAGAUGCAGAAGCAAGCCGAGUUGUAGAAAAGAUUCGGAAAAUUGAGGGCUUCUCUCGCUUCCUACUUCCCCCCUUGUUCUCCUAUCUUCAAUAUGCAGCUUGUGAUGGGCCUGUUGUCGUGCUCGUUGCAAGCAAGUCGUCCUGCGAUGCCAUUAUUGUUCCACACAACCAACCUCCGAUGAACAUUAAACUCCGCAUCAAUUUGGAGAAACUCCAACAUUUGGUGGUCAAACUCCAACGGGCAAGUCAACCACAGGCCGCUCCCAAACCCGCUCCCGAAACCACUCCCAAAUCCGCUCCCAAAAGUACCCACUUGCCCCUCAUGAAAGCUUUGACGGAGUUAUGGGACGACGUCGUCCGCCCAGUGGUCGACAAUUUGGGCGGAUUUGCACCACCAGGUUCCCGGAUUUGGUGGUGCCCUUCGGGUGCCUUCAAUUUCUUGCCCUUGCACGCUGCUGGCGCAUACAGGCGAGGCGGACAGUUGCUUUCGAAGCUCUAUAUCUCUUCAUACACGCCAUCGCUUACCGCCCUGAUCAGGGCUCGCAGAAGCCAUGAUAGAUCUCUGCCAGUGUCCUUUGUUGCCAUUGGUCAGAAUCACCCGCCUGGUCAUAAAAUCCCUUUGGCUGGUGUGGAGCCUGAGUUGGAUUUGGUGCGGGAUCUUUUGCCCCCUCCUCCAACUGUUUCCUUCACCAAGAUAAUGAGUGUUGAUGCAACGAAAUCGAGAGCAUCGCGUGCAUUGCGAGACAAUACUUGGAUUCAUUUUGCGUGUCACGGGACACAGAACUUUGACGAACCCUUCGAUUCGGCCUUUCUCAUGCGCGACCAACCGCUUUCACUCCUCGAUAUCUCACAAAUGGAUUUGUCUCGACAUGAAUUUGCGUUUCUUUCUGCCUGUGAAACCGCAGUCGGUAACCCCCAUACGCCUGAUGAAGUCAUACACCUGGCGGCUAGCCUACAAUUUGCUGGGAUAAAGAGUGUAGUUGGGACAUUAUGGGAGGUCAACGAUGAUACGGUGCAGCACUUAGUCAAGGCAUUCUACAACAAAUUUUGCGGGGAUGGCAAAAUGGAUUCCAAGCGGGCUGCCCGAGCGCUGCACCGAGCGGUCCAGUCGUUGGCUAGUGACAAGGACCUGGACAUGCCAUUGGACCAGCGCAUAGUGUUCAUGCAUGUGGGCAUAUGA
Molecule: messenger RNA, 3666 nt
Organism: Suillus clintonianus
Lineage: Eukaryota; Fungi; Basidiomycota; Agaricomycetes; Boletales; Suillaceae
Product: CHAT domain-containing protein
Exons: 11
Coding region: 1-3666 (1221 amino acids)
Molecular function (GO): protein binding
Source: RefSeq, a predicted model, not a curated record